UCACAAAUCAUACAAGAAUGAGGCGUCUUGGAUUGCACAACUUGAAUCAACGAAGAACAAGGAGGAUAAUUACUUCUUCUUCUUCUUCAACACUUCUUCCUCAUCUUGCAUCAUCACUUCAAGAAACCAUUAUCUCAUCCCAAAGUCCAAAACCCAAAAGAGAUCUUCCAACCAGUUUUAGCUUCCUCCGAGAAUCAAAGUCAUCGAUGUCUUGCCCGAGGAAUCAACUUUCAGAUUCAAUGAACAGAAUUAAGCUACGUGAUGGGAGAUUCCUAGCUUAUAAAGAGAGAGGUGUUCCAAAGGAUGAAGCCAAAUACAAGAUCAUUCUUAUUCAUGGGUUUGGAAGCUCCAAAGAAAUGAACUUCUCUGCUUCAAAAGAGUUGAUAGAGAAGCUAGGCGUAUAUUUUCUGCUCUACGACCCUGCUGGAUAUGGAGAUUCAGAUCCAAACCCGAAACGAUCUUUGGAAAGCGAAGCACUGGACAUAGACGAACUUGCUCAUCAGUUGCAGAUAGGACCCAAGUUUUACUUAAUUGGAGUUUCCAUGGGAUCAUAUCCUACUUGGAGUUGCCUUAAACACAUACCUCACAGGUUAGCGGGAGUGGCGUUUGUAGCUCCGGUAGUGAAUUACCGAUGGCCGUCACUUUCUAAGAAGCUUAUAAAGAAAGAUUACAGGAGAGAACUUAUAAAAUGGUGUUUUCGGAUAUCAAAAUAUGCACCUGGGCUGUUACAUUGGUGGAUCAGUCAGAAACUCUUCCCAUCAACUAGUUCGGUCCUUGAAAGCAAUCAACUCUAUUUCAAUAGCAAUGACAUUGAGGUACUCAAGAGAAUUACAGGCUUUCCUAUGCUUACUAAGAAUAAACUACGGGAAAGGAAUGUGUUUGAUACUCUAAGAGAUGAUUUCUUGGCGGGGUUUGGGCAAUGGGACUUUGAUCCGGCUGAUGUAAGAAUUACUGAAGAGAGCUCAGUUCAUAUAUGGUACGGAAGGGAAGACAAAGUGGUUCCGUUUCAACUUCAUAGAUGCAUCUUGAAGAAAUUACCAUGGAUCAAAUAUCAUGAGAUACCACAAGGUGGACAUUUAAUCGUCCACUAUGAUGGUACUUGCGAUGCGGUUCUAAGAGCGCUAUUGGUCGGGGAAGAUCAAAAGGUGUAUCAACCCAAACACAAUUUUUAGAACUUAUCUCUUGUGUGUUUGAGUCUCUUACAGUUUUAAAUUGUUAGCUAGCAAUAUUUCAAAUAAGAACUAUCAUUUUUUUUUUGUUCAAACUUAGAUUAUAUUAAUUUAAACCGGGAUUACGAAAGCCACAAACAGAAUACUCUUUGCCAGGGAGUAGAAACCACUUGUUACAAAGUUGAAAGACAAUACAAUAAGGAGAUAGGUUAGACAGGUUAAAUCAUAGAUAAAAACCGGAAGCUUCUUCAAAAGGGCUUCUAAUUUGAUCGAUCUUCAGUUCUUCUGCCGUUAAAGGCGAAGGAACAACACUUAUAGCUCGUGAUACCAUCGGGCCUGAGCGUUUAAAGACGUUCUCUAUAACAAAGAAGGUUGCUGGAAAAGUACCUCUCAUAAAGAGGGAAAUUGGUGGAAAGGUUCUGUCUUCCGAGGAAGAUGAGGUGAAAAUAGAUCUCUCCUGGCCCAACAGGAGGAAAUUUGGUUAGAUUUACCCCACUUGGAUAAACCUAAAGGACCAAAAGUAGAUGAUUUGAGCAUCUUCAUCAAAACUCAAGGAUUUGUCAAAAAGAACUGGUUCUUCAAAGAUGUGACCGAAAAAGUAGACACUGGAUUUCGAGGUUCGCCGUACCGGACGGCUCGGAGCUGCU
Messenger RNA from Eutrema salsugineum, 1816 nucleotides. RefSeq lists its product as uncharacterized. The transcript has 5 exons. Lineage: Eukaryota; Viridiplantae; Streptophyta; Magnoliopsida; Brassicales; Brassicaceae. The coding region runs from base 18 to 1172 and encodes 384 amino acids. The record is from RefSeq and is a predicted model, not a curated record.